UUGUUCAACUCAACUAUUUGGACCACUUGAUAAAUUAAAAAGGCCUGCUUUAUGGUCUCAAGCUUUUAUAAUUUGUGGUUAUUCCCAAGUUAGGUGCUUGGUUUUGACUGGAAUUUGAUCCAAUCUUUGAUGGGUUCUGUUGGGUUUUGCUUGAAAGUUAUCAUUGGACUCUGAGAAGGUUGAAUUUGGUCGCUUUCAGUUAUGUAUUUGGUUCAAAUCUUUGAUUAGUUUCUGAUUUCAAACUUGAAUGGUUUCAAAGGAUGACCGUUCGAUUGUGGCUGCUCCGAGACUAUUACUGGUUCUAAGCUCAAUCUUCUCAUCAGGUGAACUGCGAUAUAUUAAGUUAGUACAUCAAGUUUUUUGGUGAUAGUAUUGACUGUGCUGCUUUAUGGAAUUUUAGCAUUAGGUUGUUGUUGCAAGUGUUUACUGUUUAGUUGGAGAAUAUAGAGCAUUGUCUUGUAUGGUUUUGAGAGAUUAUAGUUUGACGCAGUGGUUGAGAGGAUAGAGAGAGUUGUAAUAUAGAGGAGCAAAUGGAGCAAAUGGAGGGACAGAGCUGGAGGGAACUGGUGAAGAAUAUGCUCCCGCCAGGUGCUUCUCUCCCUGAUGAUGCUUCUGAUCUUGAUUACUCCAUUGCUAUGGAGUAUGAGGGCCCUCCUGUCGGUUAUGAUGUGCCUAGGGUUGAACCUGUUGAUGUUAACUCAUGUGCAAUCCCAACUGCAGAACCGCUAUCUGAAUCACAAAGAUUGGUUAUCAAUAUGGGUCCACCGGUUAUUGAACCAAUUCCUCUGCCGGUGUCUCGUAUUGCUGGAGUCACAAGUUCCCCUACUCAAAGUCCAAGGGUAUCAGGAAGCUCAGAAUCUGUAGUGUCGGUCUUGCAAAACCCUGACUUUUCUUCAGCAUCACCUUCAGCCUCUCCAGGCUCAGUUCAUAAUCCUUCAAGUGUUCCACCCAAACAAGUUACUAAUGAAGUGAAGCGAGCUCCAGUGGUCACUUUCAAUACUGUUGAUAGGUCUCAGAAAGAUGUUGAUGUAGAGAAGCCAGUUUUUACACCUUAUGUUCCUGUUCCAAAGGACAAGAAGAAGAAGAAAAGUAGAGUUUGUUACCGGUGCCGAAAAGGAAAGUGGGAAACCAAAGAGUCGUGCCUGGUUUGUGAUGCCAAGUAUUGCAGCAAUUGUGUGCUUAGGGCCAUGGGUUCAAUGCCUGAAGGGCGUAAGUGUGUGACAUGCAUCAGUCAGCCAAUUGAUGAAUCAAAGCGGCUGAAAUUGGGUAAACAGUCGAGGGUACUGUCCAGAUUGCUCAGUCCCUUGGAAGUCAAGCAGAUAAUGAAAGCAGAGAAAGAAUGUGCUGCCAAUCAGCUACGGCCAGAGCAGCUGAUCGUAAAUGGUGUUCCGUUAAAACCCGAAGAGAUGGCCGAAUUACUUGGAUGCCCUUUACCUCCGCGAAAGUUGAAACCUGGUAGAUAUUGGUAUGACAAAGAAUCUGGUCUCUGGGGAAAGGAGGGAGAAAAACCAGAUAGAAUCAUAAGUUCAAAUUUAAAUUUUACUGGGAAACUUAGCUCUGAAGCAAGCAACGGAAACACUGAAGUUUAUAUCAAUGGUCGAGAAAUUACAAAACUUGAGUUGAGGGUGCUUAAGGUGGCAAAUGUCCAAUGUCCACGUGACACCCAUUUUUGGGUCUAUGAUGAUGGUCGUUAUGAGGAAGAAGGUCAGAACAAUAUCAGGGGCAACAUUUGGGAGAAGGCUACAACUCGGUUCGUCUGUAGCCUGUUCUCUUUACCCGUGCUGCAUGGUCAACCUCAUGGAACAAGAGAUGAGGCCAGCAAUUAUACCACCAUCCCAAAUUAUUUGGAGCAGAAAAAAACUCAGAAGCUUCUUCUUCUUGGCCUUCCAGGGUCUGGAACAAGCACUAUCUUCAAGCAGGCGAAGUUCUUGUAUGGGAACAAGUUUACUGCAGAAGAGGUGCAGGAUAUAAAGUUGAUGAUCCAAAGUAAUAUGUACAAAUAUCUAAGCAUUCUGCUUGAUGGAAGGGAGCGUUUUGAAGAGGAGGCUUUGGCUAGGAUGGGUGCACAUGGUUCCAAUGAUCAAACCAAAGCAACAGGUAGUGAGGUUGAUAGUGAUGAAACUAGCCAAUGUAUCUACUCCAUCAACCCAAGAUUGAAGCAUUUCUCUGACUGGCUUCUGGACAUCAUUGCUACUGGAGAUUUAGAUGCAUUUUUCCCUGCUGCAACACGCGAAUAUGCUCCAUUAGUUGAAGAGGUGUGGAAGGAUCCUGCUAUUCAGGAAACAUAUAAAAGAAAAGAUGAGCUUCACUUCCUCCCAGAGGUUGCAGAAUACUUUUUAAGCCAGGCUGUUGAGGUAUCUAGCAAUGAGUAUGAACCUUCAGAACGAGACAUUCUAUAUGCAGAAGGGGUCACUCAAGGAAAUGGCUUGGCUUUCAUAGAAUUCUCUCUUGAUGAUCGAAGUCCGAUGUCUGAAACCUAUACAGAAAAUCUGGAUGCUCCGCCACCGCCACUAACCAAAUACCAACUCAUAAGAGUUAAUGCCAAGGGGAUGAAUGAAGGGUGUAAGUGGGUGGAAAUGUUUGAAGAUGUGCGUGUGGUGGUGUUUUGUGUCGCUCUUAGUGAUUAUGAUCAGGUGUGGAUUUCCCCAGACAGUAGUGGGAGCGGAUCAUUGCUUCAAAAUAAGAUGAUACAAAGCAAGGAGCUAUUUGAGACUAUGGUCAGACACCCUUGCUUUAAAGAUACCCCUUUUGUUUUGGUACUAAACAAGUAUGAUCUCUUUGAGGACAAGGUCAAUCAGAUGCCUUUAAGUACUUGUGAAUGGUUCUAUGAUUUUAGUCCAGUGAAGCCUCACCACAAUAACCAGUCGCUGGCCCAGCAAGCUUACUUCUAUGUUGCAAUGAAGUUCAAAGACCUUUAUGCUUCCAUCACUGGUCGAAAACUUUUUGUGUGGCAGGCUCGGGCAAGGGACCGAGUGACAGUCGAUGAGGGAUUCAAGUACAUAAGGGAGGUUCUCAGGUGGGAUGAGGAGAAGGAGGCGACUUACUACGGCGGACCAGAGGAUUCAUUUUACAGUACAGAUAUGAGCUCCUCGCCAUAUGUCAGGCAGGAGUAAUGUACCAGAAAGAUCAUAUUUGUAUUUGUUUUACGAUUAAAUGUAAGAUUGCGUCUACAUGAGGAAAUAAGAUUCUGUAAUUUAUUUCUGUAAACAAAUUGCAUUAAUAUAUUAAAAGGGGCUGUUCAAGUUGGUUUUUGAAUUGAGCACGCAAUAAGGUAAUGCCCAAAGC
Molecule: messenger RNA, 3285 nt
Organism: Fragaria vesca subsp. vesca
Lineage: Eukaryota; Viridiplantae; Streptophyta; Magnoliopsida; Rosales; Rosaceae
Exons: 8
Coding region: 531-3113 (860 amino acids)
Biological process (GO): adenylate cyclase-modulating G protein-coupled receptor signaling pathway
Cellular component (GO): heterotrimeric G-protein complex
Molecular function (GO): guanyl nucleotide binding; G protein-coupled receptor binding; G-protein beta/gamma-subunit complex binding
Source: RefSeq, a predicted model, not a curated record